AUUCCGAACUCCACCGCUCUACCUGUCUGUCGGAUCGCUUGUCCCAUCGCGUCCCGUUGGUCCGACCAUCUAUCAAAGCCAUUCGCACAUCACUCGUAGCGGCCAUGCCACGGUACUAUUGCGAUUACUGUGACACUUACCUAACUCACGACUCGCCGUCUGUGAGGAAGCAGCACAAUGCGGGCUACAAGCACAAGGCCAACGUGCGCACGUACUACCAGCAGUUUGAGGAGGAGCAGACUCAGUCCCUCAUUGACCAGCGAAUCCGCGAGCAUCUAGGCUCCGUCCCCAUUGGCUCCGGCCUCCCCAUCGGUGCAGCAGCAGCAGCAGCCGCCGCCGGUGCCCCUCCUGGCGGCUUCCCCCAACAGCUGCUGCGGCCGGGCAUGCCCCCCAUGGGGCUUCCGGGCAUGCCAGGCAUGCCUGGCAUGCCGGGGAUGCCGUUCGGCAUGGCCGGUGCUGGCGGGCGGGCGGCUGUGCUGCCGCUGCCCGGGCAGUUCUUUGGCGGGCCGGGGAUGCGGCCGCCCAUGGGAGGCAUGGUGGUGAUGCGCCCAGCCAGAUGAUGGGGAAGGGGAGUGGGCGGAGGGGGGAGGUGGAUUGGAGUUUGUGGGACAGGAGGAGAGAGGAGGGGUGGAACUGGUUCCAGUGCUGCGGUUUUGUGGUCGAAUCUGGGGCGCCCGGGGGAUGAGCCCCCCCCAUGGGCGGAAUGAUGUGACCUGUCAGAUUGAGUGGAGAAGGAGUGGGCGGAGCGACUAUCGCCAGCUGGCGGAGGGAAGGAGUGGGGCGGUCAGGUGGACAGGAGUAGGGAGGGAGGGAGGGAGGGAGAGGGGGAAGAGGGGGAGGGGGUAGGUUAGGGGGAGGGAGUAGAUAGGGAGGGAGAGGAGGGGGUGAUGAAGACGACUAUGUGCAACAGGAGGAAUGGGGGAUGUGUGUGGGACCUGUGGUGGCACUACCGUUGUAGUGGUGAUCUAACCCAAGCGCGCAUCUGUGAGGGGUGCUCAUAACGGCUUCCUCCACUGCGGAUAACAGUUGUAUGGCAGCAUGCUGUGCAGCACUCGCACUCAGAUCGGACAUGUGUCCGUUACACCUUAGAACCGUGUUUCUUUCUACUGCUCGUCUCUACUGCUCGGCCACGGAAGAGAGCACGACACCGCUGUAGCAGCAGAACCAUGGAAUGGAAGAGGUCAAGUGGCUGUCACAGCCAGUAACUGGUGUGAUGGUCCUCUCUGACUGACCAGCCAACCAGAGGAGGGGGGGAGCUCUUCAUUUCUGAAUGUUGCCUUGCCGUAGCUUUCCUACCAUUCGCCAUGUUGCUCUUCAUUUGGUUUGGUUGUAUGUGUUUAAGUACUCUGGUUCACUUCAAUGGUACGGUAUGUAUGAUGGGAACUGACUGGCGGUUACUGAUUCGCCUCUUACAGUAAUAAUUCAGUUACCGGUAC
Closterium sp. NIES-67 is the source of this 1436-nucleotide messenger RNA. The record is from the annotation of a GenBank genome assembly. NCBI's taxonomy places the organism in Eukaryota, Viridiplantae, Streptophyta, Zygnematophyceae, Desmidiales, Closteriaceae.